Molecule: messenger RNA, 535 nt
Organism: Brachypodium distachyon (stiff brome)
Lineage: Eukaryota; Viridiplantae; Streptophyta; Magnoliopsida; Poales; Poaceae
Exons: 2
Coding region: 134-307 (57 amino acids)
Source: RefSeq, a predicted model, not a curated record
CUUCUUCCCCUUGCCCUCGCCGCAACCGCAAGCGCAACCAACCCUCUUCUCCUUCUCCACCCGCAGCGCAGCCAGCCACGAGCUCAAAUCUCAAUCGAUCGGAGGAGGCGGAGAACCGGAGAUCGGAUCGGCGAUGGCGACGUUCGACCCGUGGCCGGUCUUCUUCCGUAGGGAGUGGAAGCGCAACUGGCCCUUCCUCGCGGGCUUCGCCGUCACCGGCUUCCUCAUCACCAAGAUGACCGCCGGCUUCACCGAGGAGGACCUCAAGAACUCCAAGUUCGUCCAGGAGCACAAGCGCCGAGCCUGACGCUCUCAGGUGAAGGAAUGGCUGCUGCAGUUCCCAGUCAUUAUAAGCGUGGUCGGCAAUUUUCUUACGUUAUUUGAAUGAAUUCACCAAAGGAAUGACUUAGUCUACCCAAGUUUCUACUGUAAUGUUGUAAUAAGAGGCUUUUGAAUACCUAAACCAACAAAUGUCAGCUCCAAUCUAUAUUUCAAGUCAGAUUAUUGCAUAUCUUGUUUUCUUUUCACAUGGUUA